UGUUCGUUUGAGGCCGACCUUCAUCAGACCUGCAGCCAGCUCCUCUCUCCUCCUCCUCCUCCUCCCCUCCUCUCCUCCUCUGUCCCUCCAUCCUCUCCUCCUCCUCCUCCUCCUCCUCCUCUCUCUGUCCACCAUGCUCCCGCCCUCCUCCUCUCCUCAGGUUCUCCUCCUCCUCCUCUUCCUCUCCCUCCUCCUCCUCUCCUCCCCCCUCCUCUCGGCUCCUGCCGCCGCCCCUCCCCCCUCCGUGGAGGGCCGGGUGGUGUACCGGGCCUUCGACACCUCCCUCACCCACCUGACGGUGCACCGGAGGAGCGGCGAGGUGUUUGUGGGCGCCGUCAACCGCGUCCUCAAGCUGUCGGCCAAUCUGACGGAGCUGAGGAGUCACAUGACCGGACCCGUGGAGGACAACGCCAAGUGUUACCCUCCGCCCAGCGUCAGGGCCUGCGCUCACCGCCUGGAGUCCUCGGACAAUGUGAACAAGCUGCUGCUGGUGGACUACACGGGGAACCGGCUGGUGGCGUGCGGCUCCAUCUGGCAGGGCGUCUGUCAGUUCCUCCGCCUGGAGGACCUCUUCAAGCUGGGAGAGCCGCACUACCGCAAGGAGCACUACCUGUCCGGAGCCAGAGAGGCUGAUGGGAUGGCAGGUGUGGUUGUCGGUGAGGACGACUGGACAGCCGACCCCAAGAGGAAGAAGCCGGUGAAGGGCAGCAGCCGACUCUUCAUCGGUGCCGCCAUCGACGGGAAGUCCGAGUACUUUCCCACGCUCUCCAGUCGGAAGCUGGUGGCAGACGAGGAGAACGUCAACAUGUUCUCCCUGGUCUACCAGGACGAGUUUGUCUCGUCGCAGAUAAAGAUCCCCUCGGAUACUCUGUCUCUCUACCCGGCCUUCGACAUCUACUACGUCUACGGAUUCUCCAGCCGCACGUACGUGUACUUCCUGACGCUGCAGCUGGACACACAGCUGACGCAGAUGGAUGCCGGCGGAGAGAAGUUCUUCACCUCCAAGAUCGUCCGGAUGUGCUCCAACGACACGGAGUUUUACUCCUACGUGGAGUUUCCUCUGGGCUGCACCAAAGACGGCGUGGAGUACCGGCUGGUCCAGGCGGCCUACAAGCAGAAACCCGGGCGACGCCUGGCUCAAGCGCUCGGCCUGUCCGAGGACGACGACGUGCUGUUUGUCGUCUUCUCUCAGGGUCAGAAGAACCGCUCCAACCCGCCCAGAGAGACGGUCCUCUGUCUGUUCACCCUGCAUGACAUCAACCUGGCCAUGAGGGAGAGGAUCCGAUCCUGUUACCGUGGAGAAGGACGACUCUCGUUACCAUGGUUACUCAAUAAGGAGCUGCCUUGCAUCCACACGCCGAAGCAGAUCGGAGACGACUUCUGCGGCCUGGUGCUGAACCAGCCGCUCGGAGGCCUGCGGGUCAUCGAGGGGAACCCGCUGUACGAGGACCGCACCGAGGGCAUGGGCGCCGUGGCGGCGUACACGUACGGCGAGCACACGGUGGUGUUUGUGGGGACCCGGAGCGGACAGCUGAAGAAGAUCCGCGUGGAUGGGAUCCCGCCGCCGGCCCAGAAUGCACUGCUGUACGAGACGGUGACGGUGGUGGAGGGGAAGCCCAUCCUGAGAGACAUGGUGUUCAGUUCAGACAACCAGUACAUCUACCUGCUGAGCGACAGACAGGUGAGCCGGCUGCCCGUGGAGAGCUGUGAGCAGUACAGCAGCUGCUCUGACUGUCUGGGAUCAGGAGACCCUCACUGUGGCUGGUGUGUCCUCUUCAACAAGUGCUCCAGACAGGAAGCCUGCGACAAGUGGGAGGAGCCUCAGCACUUCAACACCCGUCUGGACCAGUGCGUGGACAUCUCCGUCACCCCGAGCAACAUGUCGGUGACCUCGCCGGCGACGCAGCUGACGAUCCGGGUGCAGCACGUCCCCGCUCUGUCCACCGGCGUCUCCUGCGUGUUCGAGGACCUCAGCGAGACGCCGGGAGAGGUCCAGGCCAAAGGUCAGGUGGUGUGUAUGUCACCGUCCCUCCGGGAGCUGCCCACACACACACACUCCUACGGAGAGAAGCGCGUGGUUCAGCUCAGCCUGCGCUCCACGGAGACCGGACACCAGUUCAUCACAACCAACCUCGUCUACUACAACUGCUCCGUGCUCAACUCGUGCACCACCUGCGUGAGCAGCGUCUUCCCCUGCCACUGGUGCAAAUACCGCCACGUCUGCACCAACAACCUGCAGGACUGCUCCUUCCAGGAGGGCCGGGUCAGCGGCAUGGAGGGCUGUCCUCAGAUCCUGCCCACCUCGGACAUCCUGGUCCCGGCCGGGAUGGUGCGUCCCAUCACGCUGCGGGCCCGGAACCUUCCGCAGCCGCAGUCCGGCCAGAAGAACUACGAGUGUGUGUUCAACAUCCAGGGGAAGGUGCAGCGCAUCCCGGCCGUCCGCUUCAACUCCUCCUGCAUCCAGUGUCAGAACACCUCGUACUGGUACGAAGGCGACGAGGCCGGCGACCUCCCGGUGGAUUUCUCCAUCGUCUGGGACGGAGAUUUCUUCAUCGACAAGCCAGCGGCGAUGAAAGCGCUGCUCUACAAGUGCGAGGCGCAGCGCUCCAGCUGCGGCCAGUGCCUCAAAGCUCCGCCCACCUUCGAGUGCGGCUGGUGCACCGAGAGCAGGAAGUGCCUCCUGCGGCAGCACUGCCCCGCCCCCGACGCCAACUGGAUGCACCACGGACGGCACAACCUGCGCUGCAGCCACCCACGCAUCACCAAGAUCGACCCCCUGACGGGUCCCCGUGAGGGCGGCACCCGGGUCACCAUCGAGGGCGAGAACCUGGGCCUGCAGGUGAAGGAGAUCGCUCACGUGCAGGUGGCCGGCGUGCGUUGUAACCCCGUCCCGUCGCAGUACAUCAGCGCCGAGAGGAUCGUGUGCGACAUGGCGGAGGCGCUGCUGCCUCACUCCCCCGGCGGCCCGGUGGAGCUCUGCAUCGGCGUGUGCAGCGCCGAGUACCGGACGCUGUCCACGCAGACGUACUCCUUCGUGAGCCCCAGUUUCAGCCGGGUCCGCCCGGAGCGGGGUCCGGUUUCUGGCGGGACCCGGCUGACGGUGACCGGCCGCCACCUGGACGCCGGCAGCGCCGUCACCGUCUUCAUCGACCGGGAGGAGUGUCUGUUCGUCAAGAGGACCAAUCGGGAGAUCGUCUGCAUAACGCCCGCCUCCCUGUCCGGCUCUGGCCCCGCCCCCAUCCGGCUGAUGAUCGACAAGGCCGAGGUGACGAGCGCCGACACCAAGUACGUUUACACGGAGGAUCCCACCAUCACCAGCAUCGAGCCCAGCUGGACCAUCCUGAAUGGCAGCACGGUGAUCACGGUGACGGGCACCAACCUUCAAACCAUCCAGGAGCCCAAAGUCCGAGCCAAGUACGGAGGCGUGGAGACCAACAACUUCUGCACCGUGGUCAACGACAGCACCAUGACGUGCCUGGCUCCCGGUCUGAUCUACAGCAAGUCCAGCCCGCCAGAGGGGGCGCUGCGGCCCGACGAGUUCGGCUUCAUCUUCGACCAGGUUUCCUCGCUACUGGUUCUGAACUCCACCCCCUUCAUGCACUACCCCAACCCGACCUUUGACCCGCUGGGAAGUUCUGGAAUCCUGGAGGUCAAACCGGGGUCACCCAUCAUUCUGAAGGGUAAAAACCUGAUCCCGCCGGCUCCCGGGAACAACCGGCUGAACUACACGGUGCUGAUCGGCGAGGCGCCCUGCCUGCUCACCGUGUCGGAGAACCAGCUGCUCUGCGAUUCGCCCGAUCUCACCGGAGAGCAGCGAGUCCUGAUCCUGGUGGGCGGCCUGGAGUACUCCCCGGGGAUGCUGCACAUCUACUCCGACAGCGCCCUGACGCUGCCGGCCAUCAUCGGCAUUGGGGCGGGCGGCGGCGUGCUGCUCAUCGCCAUCAUCGCCGUGCUGAUCGCGUACAAGAGGAAGACGCGCGACGCCGACCGCACGCUGAAGCGCCUCCAGCUGCAGAUGGACAACCUGGAGAGCCGGGUGGCGCUGGAGUGCAAGGAGGCCUUCGCCGAGCUGCAGACCGACAUCCAGGAGCUGACCAACGACAUGGACGGAGUGAAGAUCCCCUUCCUGGAGUACCGCACCUACACCAUGAGGGUCAUGUUCCCCGGCAUCGAGGAGCACCCCGUCCUCAAGGAGCUCGAUUCUCCUGCGAACGUGGAGAAAGCUCUGCGUCUCUUCAGCCAGCUGCUCAACAACAAGAUGUUCCUGCUGACCUUCAUCCACACUCUGGAGGCCCAGAGGUCCUUCUCCAUGAGGGACCGGGGCAACGUGGCCUCGCUGCUGAUGGCCGCUCUGCAGGGUCGUAUGGAGUACGCCACGGUGGUGUUGAAGCAGCUGCUGGCCGACCUGAUUGAGAAGAACCUGGAGAACAGAAACCAUCCCAAACUGCUGCUCAGGAGGACGGAGUCUGUUGCUGAGAAGAUGCUCACCAACUGGUUCACUUUCCUGCUGCAUCGCUUCCUGAAGGAGUGCGCCGGCGAGCCGCUCUUCAUGCUGUACUGCGCCAUCAAGCAGCAGAUGGAGAAAGGACCCAUCGACGCCAUCACGGGAGAGGCCCGCUACUCUCUGAGUGAAGACAAGCUCAUCAGGCAGCAGAUCGACUACAAGCAGCUGACUCUGAUGUGCAUCCCUCCGGAGGGCGAGGCCGGUACGGAGGUGCCCGUGAAGGUGCUGAACUGUGACACGGUGACUCAGGUCAAAGACAAGCUGCUGGACGCCGUCUACAAGGGCAUCCCGUUCUCACAGCGCCCGCAGGCCGACGACAUGGACCUCGAGUGGCGUCAGGGUCGUCUGACCAGGAUCAUUCUGCAAGAUGAAGACGUCACGACGAAAAUCGAGAGCGACUGGAAAAGACUGAACACACUGGCACAUUACCAGGUCACUGACGGCUCUCUGGUGGCUUUGGUCCAAAAACAAGUUUCUGCCUACAAUAUCGCAAACUCCUUCACCUUCACGAGAUCUCUGAGCAGAUAUGAGUCGUUACUGCGAACUUCUAGCAGUCCUGACAGUCUGAGGUCCAGAGCGCCCAUGAUCACUCCGGACCAGGAAACAGGGACUAAACUGUGGCACCUGGUAAAGAACCAUGAACACAGCGAUCAGAGAGAAGGAGACCGAGGCAGCAAGAUGGUCUCUGAGAUCUACCUGACCAGACUCCUGGCUACCAAGGGGACGCUGCAGAAGUUCGUGGACGACCUGUUUGAGACGGUGUUCAGCACCGCCCACCGAGGCUCCGCGCUGCCGUUGGCCAUCAAGUACAUGUUCGACUUCCUGGACGAGCAGGCGGACAAGAGGCAGAUCAGCGACCCGGACGUCCGACACACCUGGAAGAGCAACUGCCUUCCUCUCAGGUUCUGGGUCAACGUCAUCAAGAACCCUCAGUUCGUCUUCGACAUCCACAAGAGCAGCAUCACGGACGCCUGCCUGUCGGUGGUGGCCCAGACCUUCAUGGACUCGUGCUCCACCUCCGAGCACCGGCUGGGGAAAGACUCGCCGUCCAACAAGCUGCUCUACGCUAAAGACAUCCCCAACUACAAGAGCUGGGUGGAGAGGUACUACCGGGACAUCGCCAAGAUGCCCAGCAUCAGCGACCAGGACAUGGACGCCUACCUGGUGGAGCAGUCCCGUCUCCACGGCAACGAGUUCAACACACUGAGCGCGCUCAGCGAGCUCUACUUUUACAUCAACAAGUACAAGGAAGAGAUCCUGACGGCGUUGGACCGGGACGGCUACUGUCGCAAACACAAACUGAGGCACAAACUGGAACAAGCCAUCAACCUGAUGUCCGGGAGCAGCUGAGAGGAGGGGAGGGGCUGACGGACUGACGGGGGGACGGGACGGAGAGUGGCAGGGUGGAGUGAGGGUCUUUUGUUUUUUCUGAACUGUGUGAACAGUCAGCUGGACUGCGCCGCGCCGCGCCGGGCCGACCAGACCCGACCCGACGGCCACAGCUCCGGCCGCGCUCGCAAUCAAUCAAUCAGUUCCGCGUUCGUCCAUUGAUGGAUUGGUUGACUUGAAGACUGACCGGCCGGCUGAGCUGGACCCCAACUACCUCCAUCAGGUGGACUUCGGGGGGUUGGAUAAUCAAUCUCCGGAACGAUGUGGAUACACUUACAGACAA
Molecule: messenger RNA, 6176 nt
Organism: Salarias fasciatus (jewelled blenny)
Lineage: Eukaryota; Metazoa; Chordata; Actinopteri; Blenniiformes; Blenniidae
Gene: plxna3
Product: plexin A3
Exons: 37
Coding region: 134-5854 (1906 amino acids)
Biological process (GO): semaphorin-plexin signaling pathway; regulation of cell migration
Cellular component (GO): plasma membrane; semaphorin receptor complex
Molecular function (GO): semaphorin receptor activity; protein binding
Source: RefSeq, a predicted model, not a curated record